AUGUGUGACAAGAGGGUCUCAGCCAGAGUUAAGGGAAACACCCACCGGGCUGUGAUCCAGCCGGCAAUACUUUACGGGCUGGAGACGGUACCCCAAACGAAGAAGGCGACAAGACUGGAGGUGGCUGAGAUGAAAAUGUGCAGAUGGGCAUGUGGCUUGACCAUGAGAGACAGGAUGAGAAAUUAUGAGAUCCGAGAGAAAAUGGGAGUGACGAAAAUCGGACUGAGGUGCAGAAGUGCGAGACUGAGAUGGUUUGGUCAUGUAAAGCUAAGAGAGGAGAACUACAUCGGAAAGAGAAUGUACCAACGGGAAGGAGAGGAAAAGGGCGUCCGAAGCAACGGUGGAUGGACAACAUCAAGGAAGACAUACGGUCCGUGGGUGCAAGGGAAGUAG
Messenger RNA from Penaeus chinensis, 393 nucleotides. RefSeq lists its product as uncharacterized. The transcript has a single exon. Lineage: Eukaryota; Metazoa; Arthropoda; Malacostraca; Decapoda; Penaeidae. Bases 1 to 393 code for a protein of 130 amino acids. The record is from RefSeq and is a predicted model, not a curated record.